Messenger RNA from Durusdinium trenchii, 1005 nucleotides. The record is from the annotation of a GenBank genome assembly. NCBI's taxonomy places the organism in Eukaryota, Dinophyceae, Suessiales, Symbiodiniaceae.
AUGCGAGCUGGAGAGGACGUGGCGCGGCCAACCUUAGCCGAAGGGGAUGUGAAGAAAGAGAAGACCUUGCAACCCGGACACCAGGGCUGGGCGGCGAAGUCUGCAUAUCUUGAGGCCAAGUCGAAGAAGCGACAUCUCGCCUAUCUCAAGAUCCUGGCGGUCGAGGAAAAGAAGGAAUAUCCAGAGCAUGAAGACUUUCACGUGGCUCUUCCUUUGGGUGAUCCACAGUGUUCUCCGGUUUGGACCGCCGUGGUCCAGCAGCUAGAGAUUGGCGAGAAAGCCAAGUUCACCCUCUCUCGGAAGGUUUUGGGCUCAGGCAAGGAAGCGCAGUGCUCAAAGACACCCACGUUGCAAAAUACCAGGCUUCGGGUCCUUGAUGUCGAGGAUGUGAAUGAAGACUUUCAGCAGCUCCUAGACAUUGAGAGCAGUGGUGGAAAGGAACGGGCUGAGGACCUGGACAAUGUAGCUGUGCACUGGCGAGUGCGGAGGUGGAUGCCCGAGGGCACCUUUUGCAUUGCCAGCAGUCGGGAGCGCAUUGCUAUUCUGCCUGGCUAUGGGCUGGUACCCAUCGAAGAUCAGAAUGCACCACCUGUACAGAUCGCUGUCGGCGAAGGCCAGCAGGAAGCGGUAGAAGUGAUUGCUGCGAAAGUGGGUCCUGGUGGCCAGGGCCAUCUCUACUUGAAGAGCCAGGCCAUGAAGGCAAAUCGACCCGCUGGAUGCGUCAUCAUGGACGUUGAGGUCGUUGCCAUGGAUCCAUGCAGGGGUCCGGGCACUCCAGGCUGGAAGGGGUGGCAAAACCUCAUCAACGAGCGGGAAAUCGGUGACCAGUGGCUAGAUGAAGCUGACGGGCGAAGGAAGCAAUUGGAGACCUUUGGCACCCUGAGAAAGUCGACAGAGGACUCCAAAGGUGCAGAAGCACAUGUGGCAGAACAGGUCCACAAGUUCGCUUACAAUGCUGAACGUCGAUACCGACGCGGCUUGAAGUGGAUUGAGAUGGGCCAUUGA